Lasiodiplodia theobromae is the source of this 726-nucleotide messenger RNA. Its product is annotated as Heterokaryon incompatibility protein. The coding region runs from base 1 to 726 and encodes 241 amino acids. The record is from RefSeq and is a predicted model, not a curated record. NCBI's taxonomy places the organism in Eukaryota, Fungi, Ascomycota, Dothideomycetes, Botryosphaeriales, Botryosphaeriaceae. The transcript has 4 exons.
AUGGUCCAGGAUCAGCUCAACGGCGACAAAAGCGAGGAGACGAAGUACGACCCAGCACAACCAUCCAUGUUCGAGAAGAUGAUCCGGACCAAACAAGCCGAGAAACGCUACACCAAAGAACAAAAGGUGUGGCAUACGCAGGUGAAACCAGGGCUCUGCAUCGCCAAGACGUGUUUUCACCAAGACGCCACCUACGAUCGUCUUGCAAGACAAGACGCCGGCGGAGAGCCCUGGGUGAAACCUGACCUGGAAGGCUUCAAGCCAAACGCAUUCCCCUCCCUCUCGGAUGAUGGCCGCACGCUGAAGACUUCCGCCGCCGUCGUCGACGCCGUCAGGUUCCGCCUGCCCGUCGAUGGCAAUUGGUCCGCCUCCGGCGGCUUCUGCUUCUGGCCGGUGAUCCGGCCCUAUUUUAUCGACAAGCUGGGCCCGGACUCGAUCUACAAGCAUACCGGAGAACGCAUCUCGACUGCGUUCUGGCGCACCUUGAUGGAUGACAUGUGGAACAAGAAGCAUCCGGCACCGGACAGGUUCGAGCAGUACUUUGCGCAGUGUUUGGCGAAGCUGGAAGGACCGGCGAAAGCAAGGACGCAGGUUCCAUAUUUGUUCCGUGAGCACAUGGUGAAGGAAAACUCGUGGAUGCUGAUUGGAGAGACUUACGUGCAUGGGAUCAUGCAUGGGGAAGCGUUGCGGAAAGGGCUUGCGUUCGACCCAAUUGACAUCGUCUGA